UAUUCACUGAACCUUACUUGAUACAGUCACCGUCUCUGAGUAAUGGAGUAAGUAAGUAAAAAAAAAGCUGUGAUCUCUUCUUCCUUAAAACCCCAUUUCUGAAUCAUUCAUUCAUAAACUCUCCCAACCUCUCAAAACUCAAUUCCAUCAUACGCAGAUUAAAUAAAUAAAAAGAUGGGUUUUGCAAAGAAAGAGUAUGAAUUUCUGAAAGAACUAGGUCUCAAUUCAACCAAUCCAGGUUGUUUCAUUAAUGGUAAUUGGACUGGAAAUGGUCCUGUGAUUACUACUGUCAAUCCUGCUACUAAUCAGGUGAUUGCGGAAGUAGCAGAAGCGUCGAUUGAAGAUUAUGAGACUGGCAUGCAAGCUUGCAGUGAAGCUGCAAAGAUAUGGAUGCAGAUGCCUGCACCAAAGAGAGGUGAGAUUGUUAGACAAAUAGGAGAUGCACUGAGAGCCAAAUUAGAUCCUCUUGGUAGGCUUGUAUCGCUCGAGAUGGGCAAAAUUCUCCCUGAAGGAAUCGGGGAGGUUCAGGAAAUUAUUGACAUGUGUGAUUAUGCUGUUGGAUUAAGUCGACAGUUAAAUGGUUCAGUUGUGCCUUCAGAACGUCCAAAUCAUGUGAUGAUGGAGAUGUGGAAUCCUCUUGGCAUAGUUGGUGUUAUUACUGCUUUCAACUUCCCAUGUGCUGUUCUUGGAUGGAAUGCCUGUAUUGCAUUAGUCUGCGGCAAUUGUGUAGUUUGGAAAGGAGCCCCAACAACGCCAUUGAUUACUAUUGCUAUGACUGAAAUUGUAUCCGGAGUUCUGAAGAAAAACAACUUACCAGGUGCUAUCUUUACUGCUUUCUGUGGAGGUGCUGAAAUUGGUGAAGCCAUAUCAAAAGAUACACGAAUCCCUCUGGUUUCGUUCACUGGGAGUACUAAGGUGGGACUAAUGGUCCAACAGACCGUUAAUCAGAGGUUCGGUAAAUGCUUGCUCGAGUUAAGUGGCAACAAUGCUAUUAUAGUCAUGGAUGAUGCAGACAUUCCUCUAGCUGUCCGUUCUGUUUUGUUCGCUGCGGUUGGUACAGCUGGCCAACGCUGCACUACAUGUCGUAGGAUGCUUAUUCAUAAGAGUAUAUAUCAAACUGUGCUGGAUCAACUAGUUGGAGCAUACCAGCAAGUCAAAAUCGGGGACCCAUUAGAAACGGGCACUCUUCUAGGGCCACUACAUACUGAUACUUCAAAGAAGAACUUUGAGAAGGGCAUUGAAAUCAUUAAAUCCCAGGGAGGAAAGAUUCUUGUUGGUGGAACUACCAUUGAAUCUGAAGGAAACUUUGUGCAUCCAACAAUAGUUGAGAUUUCUUCAAGUGCACCUGUAGUAAAAGAAGAAUUAUUUGGUCCAGUCCUAUAUGUUAUGAAAUUUAAGACUCUCACCGAAGCAAUUGAGAUAAACAACUCUGUACCACAAGGAUUGAGUAGUUCGAUAUUCACACAGAGACCAAAUAUCAUCUUCAAAUGGCUCGGGCCACAUGGAAGCGAUUGCGGUAUUGUGAAUGUAAAUAUUCCCACAAAUGGUGCUGAAAUUGGUGGUGCUUUUGGUGGAGAAAAGGCUACUGGAGGUGGCCGUGAAGCAGGAAGUGACUCCUGGAAGCAAUAUAUGCGGCGCUCAACAUGUACAAUCAACUAUGGGAAUGAGCUUCCACUUGCUCAAGGAAUCAACUUUGGCUGAUGACGCUGGCACCCAGGGUAGCUGCACAUCCAUUCAUCUCACAGGAUACAUCUUCUCUGCAUAACUUCCGCAAAGAUCUAAUUUCCCCCACCUGCACCUGAAGUUAACGACGAGGUCAACUUGACCUGCCACCACUACCGGUAAAUUGUCAAAUAGUGAUCAAUGGGGAAUGUAUGCUAUGUAAAACAUUCAGGAAAAUAAAUGAAACAAAGAAUUUCCCCUUCCCGCACAUUUCAUCGUUUUCCUGCUCUGUAACUUUUCCUUCAUGGAGUACUGAACCCUUACAGACCUUGAACUAGGAGUUUCCUGGUA
This is a messenger RNA of Papaver somniferum (opium poppy), 2013 nucleotides long. RefSeq names its product aldehyde dehydrogenase family 7 member B4-like. Bases 175 to 1701 code for a protein of 508 amino acids. Gene Ontology annotation, molecular function: aldehyde dehydrogenase (NAD+) activity. The record is from RefSeq and is a predicted model, not a curated record. NCBI's taxonomy places the organism in Eukaryota, Viridiplantae, Streptophyta, Magnoliopsida, Ranunculales, Papaveraceae. The transcript is spliced from 14 exons.